AUGAUCUCCAUUUCGUCAGCUGAAGAAUUCCACGCUGCUGUUGCCGCUGCUUCCGAAAAUCCGCUAGUCGCCUGCUUCUUUGCCCCUUGGUCGGGUGGCAGCAAGCUGGUGGAGCCCAAAGUGAAACAGCUGGCAGAAGAAUUGGACGGGUUGGCCUCCUUCGCGAAUGUAAGUGCCGAGGAACUUGAGACGCUCUGUGAAGAGGCAGAAGUCGAUAAUUUUCCGCAUUUUCGCGUGUACAAGUCUGGCAAAAUUUUGGGUGACCUCUCUAGCUCCAAAGCAGACAAAAUUGAUACUUUCAUUCGUGGUCUCGUGGCGCCUGAAACAUUAGAGCAAACGGAGGAGAGACCGGAAGGCGACGCAGUAACGGAUGGGGCAGAAGAGGAGACAACCGAGAUAGAAAAUGAAUCGACGGAUGCAGCAAUUUCCAAGAAGCGCCAAGAGCGCGAGGAUAGUGAUGUUCAUGAUGAGCAGAUUGCAAAGAGGGCAAAAAUAGAAGUAAAUGCAUCAGCAUACGUAGACAACGAUGAUGUUGUAGAUGGGAAGGACGGAGAGACGGCAGAAGUUGCUGGUGAAGCUGGUGAGGCUGAGCAGGGCACUGCAGUUCAAGAUGGUGCUGUGCCUAGUGAAAAGAUAGCGGAAGAGGCAGUCACUUGUUCUGUUGAUGCCGCUGCUGCGUGA
Molecule: messenger RNA, 681 nt
Organism: Plasmopara halstedii
Lineage: Eukaryota; Oomycota; Peronosporomycetes; Peronosporales; Peronosporaceae
Product: thioredoxin-like 1-chloroplastic-like
Exons: 1
Coding region: 1-681 (226 amino acids)
Biological process (GO): cell redox homeostasis
Source: RefSeq, a predicted model, not a curated record